UUUCACCUCGAUAGGAACUUAAUGUACAGAUUAGAUAAAACGUUUUUAUCCGUGUUAUUGUUAUAUGUGUGACAUCAGAAGGAUUGAAUGUUACUUGUAAAAUCAUGACCACAAUUCUGCAAAACGUGAUAUUGUACCGGAAUUUGAUUGUACUUCUGGAGAUCUACAAACGAUAACUCAUCAUUAUUUCUAAACUCCUAUAACUUUUAUUAUGUUAAUAAAAAAUAUUUCUUAUCCGCGCAACACAGCAAGUGGUCAUUUCGGCAAUGCCUGUUGCAUGCACAUAUCAGACAAUAAGACAAUCUGAUAGUAUGUACCAAAGAAAGAUUACAUAAAGCUUACAUUUUUGUUAAGCAAUUGCUGUAAUUUGUUAUAAAUUGAGACAUUCAGUGUUUCAUUAAUCUCUUAAUUUUUUAAUAAUGAUCUUGUCAUACAUUGUCUAUAAUUCUACGUAAUUGUCCAGACCAGUGUGGUAAGAUUGGUGCAAAACUGGACACCAACGAACAUUUACCGAAACAUCAGAGCUUUAUCGUAAUGACAGCAGCGCGAUCUCUCAUAAGCAUUUUGCCAAGCUUGUUUGAUAGCGAGCGGCCAAUUAAAAGCAUCGUCCGCGAUAACGAUAGCUAUUUAUCAAUAUCGACACCCCGCGGAAAGACUACUUGAUUCACCGAUCGCUCGACGUGUCCUUUCGCGCGUGCACGUACAAUGUUACGACGUCGAUCUUGUUGACCUUGAGUGACCCAGGAUGAUGAAGUGUUAGUGAUUUAGUGGUGAUUCCGAAGUGACUUUUAUAGUGAAUUCCGCGAUUUUGUGAACGCGGUUCACACGUGGAGAAGUGUCCACGUGACCGUAUCAAUUGCGCGUAUUUUGUCAUUGGGCGGAAAGAAAGAUGGGACUGAUAAAAUCGAGGCCCGGAAACGUCCAAAAUCCUAAGAAAAGAAAGAAACCUAAACAUAAAAAGGACAUUACAUCCAGCCAACAAGUGGAUGACUACGAAGAUUACGAGUUGAGGGUGCUUAAAAGAACCAUCGCGAGAUAUCCCGAGAGAUUUAUACUGAACAAUCUCAUGAUGUGCAUCCAGUUCUUUGAAAAUUUUGAGGAAGAUAUGAAUCGCAUAAAAGAAACUCUAGCAUCAGCUUACGAGGACAAACUAAAUAAAAUGUUGCCUCCUUCAAAACACGUUCUGUUACCGGACGUUCUUCAGAAGUAUAUCGCGCGCAAUAUCGACUUCACUUCGAAGAGACAGACCGGUGAACCUGUUAUCGAACCGCUGCAACCUAUUCGCAUGUAUAUUGUACAUGACAAUAUUGAAGUUACAGAACAAUAUUAUUUACCGGAAUACAGUAGUCUAAAUAGCGGAGUUACAUACAGCAUGAUGGUUCAACCGAUCGAAAACCAACCAGGAUAUGUUCGACUGCGAUGUCUCGAUGAAACACCGUACAUGAAAAAUAUUAAUCCUUCAUCGACAACGGACAGUACAUACGAUGGCGAUGACGAACUUUAUGAUCAAAAUACAAACACAAAAUUUCUUCAACAAAUCAAGAAAAACGAUCGUUCGGGUUAUUCGAAGUUUGGCGCGAAAUCUUCGUCCAUUUUGCAAGAUAACGAGACGAUAUACGAGGAUCAAGCAUACAUCUCGCGUGGAAAUCUUCACGGAAGCCGAAUCAUUUGUGACACGUCGUCUUCGACGUCGAAAGCAAUUUGCGAAGAAAUCAAUUCAAGUUCCGGUUAUAAUAGUGACAGUUCUAACUACCUUUACAAUAAAACGACUACGGAUACGUCGAGAAAAGUUUGUUCGACAAACAUUCCAUCGGAUUGUUUCAAAGAAGUGCGUAUCAACAGUGAAGGUAAAAUUUAUUCGAGAGAGAAGCUGAACAGAAAACCGCAGAACAGCAAGCAGUUUCAUCUCAUAAUGGCCGACAGACAAUACGAUAGCAACGUUUUUUUUAUGAGCAGCAAGAUGUUCAUGAAUUACUUCGUCCGUCUUUUCAUAGAUCAGCUAGCGGAAUCGCUGAGUUUUAAAAAACAGAAAGAUGGAUUGGAUUUUGUGGAAAAUUCAGUGAUUCAUUGCUACAAGAUGUUAGAGUCGCACAUUCCCAAACAACGCAGGAUCGACUCUUACGAGAUCACACCGACGAUCUGGCUACAAUGGCCGGAAUUCGCCCAGGAAUGGUUAUAUCGGCCGAGAAGUACUUGGCCCAAUGAAAACGACGUUAACAAAAUAAAAGAUUUCGGUUGUUACAUAAUACCUGAAAACUCUCUGCCAAAGCAAAACAACUCAUCGUCGAGUAGAUUGCAAAAUCAAACUACAAAAAAGAAUAUUUAUCAAGAAAUCGAAUGGCAGUUGGCAUUUCCGGCCGCGGAGCGAUAUCUGGAGACCUGCAUGACGCACUCACAAGUGCAAGUGUACCUGAUCGCGCUAAUGCUUCACAAAACCUUCUUAAGACCGGUGCAAGAGAGGAUAUAUGGUCUGACGAUCAAUCAUAUCAGAAACAAAUUGUUCUGGCUGAUCGAGGAGAAUGACAGACCGUCCUCGUGGCCCGACAAUAGGACAGGAGAUUGUCUAAUCAAACUACUAAAGAGUCUCUACGACUGCAUCAGUCAGACCGAGCCGAUUCUGGAGGACUACUUUGUUCAUAACAAAAAUAUGUUUCAACAGAUAUCAAACGCUUAUCUGUUGCAUAGCCAGAAACAGCUGAAGAGAAUAAUCGAGAAUCCGGUGAUGUAUGUGUUCAACACGUUGGAGUACAUUAACUAUAGAGACCAGUUCUUUCCGAAGUUAGAUCUUGAGUAUCUACUGAAGAUAUUAACAAAUCCGGGUCUGAGCAUUCAAGUGCCGACGCAGAGAAAGCCGAUCGAGAGAGAGAAGUACGAAAAGACCGGCGGAUUGUGGAGCGAAACGAAAAAGAGUCCGCAGAUCUAUUGGCGAGUGAACGCAAACCGAACAGUGACCACGCGCGCCACAGACAAUAUCGUCGAGAUCUCGGAACGAUGCGCCGAUUUGGAGGGGCCAAGGCUGGCCAAGCUGUUAGAGUUCUUUGUCAGACAUUUCAUAAAAAUGGCGGACUACUGUCACAGGUAUCGUGCUUAUUCGCAAAAAAUGGUUUAUCUUGAUCAAGCAGAUCGACUCUCGAUCAUCCUAUCGGAGCAGAAUGACAGGUACAUAGACGACGCUAAAGCUUAUCGCGACAAAAUUAAGGCUCUGAGGAAGAGAGAAAAAGCAACGAAUUCAACGGUGAGAUUACAAAACGAACUGCCGAAAACACCGAAGAGAAACAUAUUGGGACCGAUAUUUGCCGGCAACUUGAAAGAUCGUUUCACGCCACACGUUGCAGAAGUUCAUGUAAAACCGUCGAAGGACGAACAAUCACAUUCUAGUCGUGAAGAUUACGCGGAUAACAAGAUCGCGAAAGCAAAGAAUGCGACCGCUAGUUCGUAUGACAAAAAUCCGUACACGGGAAAUCCUGUAUCGACGGACCAAAGUGACGACGAUGAAUAUAGAAAAAAUCCUAUGUCAAUGAGAAGCAAAAGUGACGAUGAUCUAUAUCCGAGACGUUCUAUAUCGAAGAAUCAAGAUAACGAAAAUUCAUACAAGAGAAGUCCAACAUCGAUGAGUAAAAGUAACGAAGAUCUAUGUACAGGAAAUUCUAGUUCAUAUGACAAAGAUACGUACACGGGAAAUCCUAUAUCGACGGACCAAAGUGACGACGAUGAAUAUAAGAGAAAUCCUAUGUUGAUGAGGAGCAAAAGUGACGAUGAUCUAUAUCCGAGACGUUCUAUAUCGAAAAACCGGGAUAACGAAACUCCAUACAGAAAAAAUCCAACAUCAAUGAGUAAAAGUGACAAAGGACAUUCUAUAUCAACGGACCAAAGUGACGACUCGGCCUCGGGUAUAUCGAUAACGCAAAAAGUGGUUUCUUUAACGGACAAUUUAACAGAAACGACAUAUAUAUGAUGUAUGUCUUUGUUAAAAAUAAAAUGUAGAUGAGAUCUGUUGCGAUGUAUAAGAUAUAGGAAUGUUUAUGUUUUCGACAAACAAACAUUGAAACGAUUACAUUGAAAACGAAAUUGAUUUUGAGAAACGAUAAUAAAUUUGAGAAGAGGUCUCCCUGAUAUUUAGUUGAUUUUAAAAUAAAAGAUGAAGAAAAAUGAUAAAUUUUUAGCAAGUAUUUUUAAGGAAGACUGAAUGUGUUUACUGCCUUGCGCGAGUUGUCGAUAUUCGAUUAUCGCGUUAUGCAAAAGCGAACAGAGUGAUUUUUUUAGCAGUUUAGUAAAAUAAAUUAUGAAAUAUUGCCGCAGUUAGAUUAAAACUAGUAGAGUAAAAUAGCAAUAUUGUAAAAUACUUUGUAAGUAUAUUUAAAACAGUAGAAUUACACAUAGAACAUAUUUCGAGAAGAGAGGGAAAUAUUUUGUUUUUUUGGGGGGAAAUAUAUAAAUACAUAUAAAUUUAUUAAUUUAAAUAACGUCACCGUAUUUAUAUUUUAAAAAAAGAUAUCUGUUAGAUAUUUUCCUCUUUUCUUGAAUCUUUCAUAUUCCUGUGCGCCAAUGAAAUUCAAGCAUAUAAAUCUCUAAUAUCGCUAUCUUUCAUCUUUUAUCAUUGAUCUAUCUUUUGCAUCUACUUAUUAUUUCGUUUAUUAAAUGCUUGUCACGAUUAAACACGAUAUCUUUUUAAUGAAAUAUUUAUAUUAUAAGUCACGCACAUUAUCGUCAAAAAAUUGAUCUAAUAUAUAUUACAUAAUAUCGCGCUUCAUCAUUUUAUAAUUUAAAAUUGUAAAAUUUUAU
This is a messenger RNA of Pseudomyrmex gracilis, 4782 nucleotides long. RefSeq lists its product as uncharacterized. The record is from RefSeq and is a predicted model, not a curated record. The coding region runs from base 890 to 3955 and encodes 1021 amino acids. Lineage: Eukaryota; Metazoa; Arthropoda; Insecta; Hymenoptera; Formicidae. The transcript has 4 exons.